This is a messenger RNA of Anguilla anguilla (European eel), 3022 nucleotides long. RefSeq lists its product as uncharacterized. The record is from RefSeq and is a predicted model, not a curated record. Gene Ontology annotation, molecular function: GTP binding. Lineage: Eukaryota; Metazoa; Chordata; Actinopteri; Anguilliformes; Anguillidae. The transcript has 4 exons. The coding region runs from base 245 to 1501 and encodes 418 amino acids.
AGAGAGAGGGCAGGAAGGAGAGCACACAGGCGGAGAGUGUUUUAUGCUUCAGAGGGUGGAAGGAGCGAGAGAGAGAGAGAGAGAAAGAGGUGUGGCAGGAAGUGCUACAGUAAGUGACGCAUUCUUGUAUUAUUUCGAACAGGAAGAGAAAUUAAGAGACUGAAAACAAGGCGACCAAGGGCAGAUGCAGUGAAGAUACUGAAACAGUCCUCAGCAGACGCUAAUUUCGUCUUAAGGCAGAGCGAUGUCAUCACAUUCCCCUCAGCCAGAAGGACAGGAGGUUGGGGAGCAGCAUGGAGCUGAGGAAGCGGUGGCUGAGAAGCAGCUGGGGGGGAAAGGGACCCUGGAACAUCAGCCGCACCCUCAGCCACAGCAACUGCAGCCAGAGCCGUGUGACCAGGGGCAGGCCUCAAAGACCCGCCAGUCCGCAGUUCCCUGUAAACCCCCGGGGAUCGCUGAGCUCAGGCUGGUGCUGCUGGGCCGAGUUGGCUCGGGGAAGAGCGCGGCAGCCAACGCCGUCCUCGGCCGGGGGGAGUUCGAGACGGGGGACGACGACGCAGAGGACGUCAUUCAGAAGUGUGAGAAGAGGAGGGGCACUGCUGCUGGGAGACAGGUGGCAGUGGUGAACACGCCGGAUUGGUUCAGCUCACAGCACCCCCCAGAGGAAGUGGUGAGUCAGCUCUCAGCCUGCGCGGCCCUGGCUGCCCCGGGCCCCCACGCCUUCCUCCUGUGCGUCACUGUGGACCGGCCGGCCGACGUGGUGCUGAGGUCCCUGGGGCCCCUGGAGGAGGCCUUCGGGCCUGGCGCGGUGCGGGCCCGCACCCUGGUGCUGUUCACCCACAGCGACCGUCUGGAGGAGAGCCAGGAGGGGGCGCAGGGAGUGGAGGACUACAUCGUCACCCGCCGCGCGGACCUGGUGGCGGUGGCGGAGAAGUGCGGAGACCACUUCCACGUGUUAGAGAUGGGGGGCGGGGGCGGGGCCGAGGACGGGGCUGCGGGUGGGGCGGAGAGCGUCGAGGCGGUGGAGCUAAGCGUUAGGGAGUUGCUGGAGAAGGUGGAGCAGAUGGUGGGGGAGGCCGGGAAUGCCCACUACACCAGCAGCCUCUUCCAGCAGGCCGAGGCCAGGGUGAAACAGAGGCAGGAGGAAAUCAUGAAGGAGAGGAGAGAAAGAAGAGGGGAAGAGGUGGAAGAAGAGUGGGAAGAGGAGGAGGAGCGGGAGAAAGCGAGGGAUGAAGCGGAGAGGAGUGCGGGUGACCUCCAGCUGGACAAAGUGCCCUCCCUCUGGCUCUCACACUCCGACACUCCUCCUUCUUUUCUGCACUCUGUCUUCAAUACCCUGGCCGGCUGGCUGAGGAGCUUUCUCAAAUUCGUACAGGGCGGGGCCUUGCUGGGUGGGGUCGUCCGGGUGCUGGUCGGGGGGCCCCUGGGGGGCCUUUUGGGAGCGACUGUGGGCUCAGUAGCGACAGAGGUGGGGAAACGAAAGCACCUAAAAAAGCAGUAAAACUUGAGAAAGACGUUGAAGUGCUGUUGCUUAAGGGCAGUGAUAAUUAUAUUUACGCUUUAAUGUGCAUUAUUACCUUGGUCUCAUUAACCCAGUGGUGUCAAACUCCAGUCCUGGAGUGCCACAGUGUCUCCAGGUUUUUGUUGUUUCCUUUCAAUCAGCAACCAAUUUAGGCCUUGAAAGACUGUUCAGCCAAUCAGUAGCUUAAAUGAAGCACUUAAAGAGCACCUUUAAUUAGCGUUCUGUAAGAAGUGACCAUUGAUAAUCACUGUUUUUCAUACUUAGAGGUGGGUUUAGGCUGGGGAUGGUGCUGGAUGCACAUUCACCUGCGCGAUGUUUCCAGGCUUGUUGUCUGCUACUUUAAAAUUCAGGAGUAAAGAGCAAAUGUAGGUAUCCACUUAAUAUUUAGUGGCAUGACACUGCUUUAGCAAAUACUACUCAUGCUGCUAUUUUGACACUGGUGUUUUUGUGUUUGAGCAUUUAUGGAAAUUGAUCCCUGAUACUGGAUGAGAGGGUUAUGCACUCAUCUCUCAGGCCCGAUUGUUUUAUUUGUUUCUUUUAAUAUUUUAAAUUAUUUUACUCGUAUAUAUUUGGAACUGUUAAUCCAUACCAUCCCUUUAACACCCAAGUUGCGUCUCUCUUGAGAAAUUAUGCCAGUGUUUCAUUCUAUUAUAUUGUAAGGGGAAUGUUGGAACAUACAUUGCUUUUUGGCUGUUUUCGAACAUGUAAUGUAAGACAUGUGCUAUAUGUUGCAUUGCAUGACUAAAUUUAUGAUCUAAGGAUGAGUUUAUAAAUGCUAGCAAUUAUGUUUAAAUAUUUCACUGGCUACCAUGAACGGAUUCCAAAAACAUACCCCUAAUCCACCAUGUAUCAGAGUGAUCUUCACAUUGUUUAACAUUUAAUAUGCUUACUGUUGUGAUGUAUUUUAUUAUAUCCUGAAACUCUUUCAGCAGUGAGUCACUUUAUUUUUGCAUUUUCUUUUGACACUAGAUGGAGCCAAAGUGUCACAUUUGCCAUAUGAAUCAUUAUGUGCCCUAUGGCUUUCCAAUCAGUUCUGAUUUCAAGCUUUUUGGGGAAAAACACACAAAAACACAUUUUCAGCGUACUGCAUGCACAGCACGUUAAAACAAGUUCUAACGCACUUAUGAGAAUACCGACACAGUGUUGUACCGUACAGGUAAAUGCACUUAAUGUCUACAAGAGUUCAGUGGAGUAUGAGGGUGUGUGCGUUUUACAUACAACUGUAUCUCAUUCCAUGCUUCUUAGAUGCACACUAGUUUACCGGUGCUGGAUGUGGGAUUCCAGACAGAGGAUAUGGGUUCAUAAUCAGUAGGCUGCAGGUUCGAAUCAUUGGCGACUGCUACAUGACCUGUGAUCAUGGUGCCUAAACCUGAAUUAUUUCAGUGGAUGUCCAGCAGCAUGAACGGCUGGUGUAUAAAAGCUACAAAGUCUGUAUGUUGUGCUCGACAAGGGCUUCUGCUGAGAACAUGAAAUAAAGAAUAAAAAGAUUAUGCCCAGAAA